This is a messenger RNA of Hevea brasiliensis (rubber tree), 4363 nucleotides long. Its product is annotated as protein SHORTAGE IN CHIASMATA 1. The record is from RefSeq and is a predicted model, not a curated record. Lineage: Eukaryota; Viridiplantae; Streptophyta; Magnoliopsida; Malpighiales; Euphorbiaceae. The transcript is spliced from 9 exons. Gene Ontology annotation, biological process: reciprocal meiotic recombination; resolution of meiotic recombination intermediates. The coding region runs from base 89 to 4162 and encodes 1357 amino acids.
GCCAAAUUCAUUUCCCUUUUAAAAAACCAGUCCGUUACUUGUCUUUUUCCUAGCUUUCCUAACUAAAAUUGCUCAUAGUUCAGCAGAAAUGCGAACUCGAUUUCUCAACACCGAUUACUUCACCUCCUAUCACUCCCCAAACGAAACCCUAAGCUUCCUCAAUCUCCCAGUUCCUCACCUUCCUCCUUGUUGUCUGCUGAACUUCGAAGAUCAUUUCUCUCGUUUCGAUCCCGAAGCGAAUAUAUCUCUUGAGGUUGAGAGAUUGCCGAUUGAUUCUGCUUUCUCUAAGUUUAUCUCACAAGUGAUACCUGGAAAAAUUGACGUUGACUAUGAAGAUUUCGAGGAUCAUCAGUUACGUAAUGCCGAUGAUCGGAGGUGGUUUAGCUGUGGAAGUGAAGACAUCCGAUACUACGAGAAAGAAGCCAAGCCUCUUUUUGAAGAUACGGAAGAGGGGAUUCAAAAAUCAUAUAGAUAUGAAGCUCUGGAGAAAGAUAGUGAGACUACCGUGGACGAGAAGCAUAUGCAGAGGCUUGUAGUCAUCCAAUUUGAAGCACCAGAACUUGAUGAAUUCUCGGAAGAAGUUUGCCUUUUUGAGGAGACCAUGGAAAUUCUUUCUGAAGUUCCAGAGAUUGUGAGUGAUCCAAAUAAUGUCACACUUCAUCAUUCUAUCUAUUCGUCUUUCUACAUCCAGGAUUCUGUCAGGCCCGGGCUUAAAAUGCAGUACUUUGAGAAGGUGAAAGAAUCAGUUUAUUCAGUUGAAGAUGUUACCUUAGAGUAUGACAUGGAUGUAAGAGCUUGUGUGUUGGAAGAUGAUGAUUCUGGUCAUGAACAUAUGAACUUCCAUUGUAACUUAUUUCCUUUAUUGGAAGUGGAUGAGAUAAGCCUGAGAACUUUCACAAACCUGUCCAUGGAAGAUGAACUUUUGUCAUUUCUUGAAAAUAUGAAAACUCAAUGGAGUCAGAAUGAUAACCUGCUUAGAGAUGGGAAGGAGCUAUUGGGAUCCAUGCAAUAUGAUGUUUUGGAGUUACUUUCCAACCAUUGUCUAUCAAAGCAGUGCCUUGAAACUGAGCUGGCAUCCACAGAAACAAACCUGGUGAUGGAUAUUACAGGCAUGGUGGAAAAAACGGACUCUGCAUAUUGUUCUUUAUCAACAAGCCCAUUUGUUUUUCAGGAAUUUGAAUUCCUUGAAGUGGACUCAUCUCAAAUUUAUGAAGUCUUCUUUAAGAUGCAAGCAACUGAUGAGCCAGAAACAAGUGAUUGGAUGUUCAGAGCAGACAAGAACUUUAAGAAUUUCAAUGAAUUGAUUGUUAGCUGUGAGCUAGCUCUGGUGGAUGACACAUUUAAAUCAAUGCUUAUACCUAUUCAAUCUGACCAUGACAAGAUUAGGUCAUUGCAUGCCAUUGUUGAGGAAAUACUAGCUGAACUAAAGCCAAAACACUUUUCAGCAUCUGAUGGGAUAUACUUGGAUUGGCACCUCUUGGAAGAUGAUAAAUGCAACAGUAAGAUAUUAUCCUUAUAUCAGAAUACGUUGGAGUUGGAUUUGCACAACAUUGAUUUUGAUUGGGAAUCUUUUGACAAAGGAAAGUGGGUGGUAGAUGUUAUUUUAUCUGAUGAAGCUUUGAAUGGGCCAAAAGUGGAAGAACAUAAGGAAUCACUGGUUAUCUUAUCUGAAGGCGUUUCCAGUGAUCAACUUAUGGGAGUUGCUUCAAGUAUGGUGUUGGAUGAUAAAUGCUCAAAAUCAGGAAAUUGGGAACAUUUAGGUAAAGAAAAUGCUGGGAAGGAGAUGCUGUUAUUCAAAUCUAUGUCAAAAUUCAAUGAUCUUGAAUUUUUCUUGAAUCCUGGGAAAGUCACUGGUGGGGACAUAAGUGAAUCUGCAGUCAAGGAACAUGGUACUAAUGCUAUAUCUCCCAAGGAAGGAGAGUCUCAUUCUAUCCUUCAGGUGGAAAAAAAUAUGGAUGACCAGAAGUUGAAGGAAGUGCUUAAUGUUCUACCUACUGAGAACAAGCAUUAUGCAACAACUUCAGAAGCUGCAGAUAAAGUAGAACCUUGCUAUAUGCCUAUGGAGGUUCCUAAUGUGUCCUAUGCAAUGAAAUCAGAAAAGACUAGAGCAUGCAUGAUGCCUUUCCCUGACACCAUAGUUGUUGUGAAUACUCAAAAUCUUGACAAGGAAAUGAUAGUAUCCAGAAGAAGUACGUACCAAAAAAUUCUUGCAAUGGAGAAAGAGGGAUUACAAGUUUUGGAACGUGAUUUAGAUCUGCCUGUGGAUGUUGUGAUUAUUUCUGCCAUUUGCUUGGUGUGGUAUCAUUGCAGAAACAUUAGAAAGAAAGCAACUACUGCAUAUGAAGCUUCUUCAUGCUUGCCAUUUUGCAUUGAGAAUAUUGCUACAAAUGUUUUGCCAUUGCUAAGUUUCACUUUCAGCUGCUGCAUUCUGGUGUUUGAGGGAGAGAUCAACUUCCUUUCCACUGUAAUGGAAUCCUCAGAUGGACUCUAUGCAACAGCUGCAAGCCUGGGAAUUGAUUUGCAGCUUUUCUGUUCCUAUUCAUCUGAGUUGACUGAUGAAAUCAUAUUAAGCAAUAUUUUGUAUGCUGCUAAGCUGUGCAGGGGCAUAUAUCCUAAAAUGCCUGAAUCAGAAACUCUUGCAGAAUCAUUCCUUACGAAAUUUCCUUCAGUAAAUCCACUGACAGCUCAUGCAAUACUGUCUUCAGGAGGCAUGCUUAUUGAGUUUUUUGAGUGGUCAAAUGAGCAAAGGAUCCUUGCAGUCCAACAUUAUCAUGUUCCUGAAGAAAGUAUCGUUCUAUUUAGUGCUUUUUGCAGCUAUGGUGAACGGGAGGAUUCUAAAUCCAUAAUGACAGACUGCUCUUCUUCUGUAUCCUCUGGUCCUGACUCCAAUAAGUGUGAUUUUAUUGUUGCUUCUGAAACAAAACCACUAAAAUGCAUCCAUAUCUCCCCCAAACUUGGCAUGCAUAUGGAUGAUACAUGGCAGUUUGAACCCUUAAACCAGUUCCCUGAUGAUGUACAGGGUCCUUCCGGAGUGUUAAGGGGAGAUGAUUGUUGGAUGUCGAGAGAUACUGAGAAACUUGAUGAUUUGCAAUGGCCGCGGCCAUUUUUGAAAGAUUUGUUUGGUCAAAAACAGGGAUUGGAUAUUGCACAGAUAGUGGAUUCUUCUACUAUCUCCAAGCCAUAUGAUUCCCAGAACUCCAAAGGUCCUGUGAUAUUAGAUGAAGUUGAAAAGCCAAGGUUAUAUUUGAAUGAUAAAUUGUGGGGUCAAAAUGAGGGAUCAGAAAGGAAAAUCAAUAACAAGGUGGACUGGAAUAAAACAAGUCAAUCUGAGAAUCUACAUGAGGACUUUUUAGGUGAAGUUAUUGACCUCACUGAUAUUCUCGGUAAGGAUGUUCCUCCUAUCACUAACUCGAUGUGUUUCUCAACUUGGCUGCCAGAAACAGAACAAGACUCCACAAGAAAGUCGGCUACAAGAAGAUUGUCAUUUGGUAAAAUCAAUCGCCCUACUUUUCCUACGGCUGCUGCAAUCAACCCUGGUUCAGAUUUAUUGUCCUCUGUAAAAGUUCACAGACAAAGUUUACAUCAAAAUAGCAGCUACGCUGAUACUGGCAUGCCUUUAAAGCACCCAAAAAAGCCGUUGGAAGAUAUUUUAAUGCAAGGAUCUGUAAGAAAUACCAUCAAGUUGGCGUUAAAAGAGGAGGUAUCCCCUUAUGGUGGAACACCUCUUUCUAAAGCAAUUUAUUCUGACCAUCCACAACCAGGUUCACCCUGGACAAUAGAGUUUCUUAAUAGAAUCCGGGAAAAGAGAAUGCGGCAGCAGUCUCUUCCACGUGAUGCAUCAACCCCUGAUUUUGGGUGUUCGGGCAGUAUAUCAAAAGUUACUAAGCGAAGAAGUCCAUCCAUUCUUGAGUUUUUCAAGUACAAAGGGGGCAGUAAUCCUGGGAAAAUGCACAAUCAAAAGAAGCAGAAGCAGUCUAAACAAUUGCCAAGUUCAUCCAAUCGUGAAAGAUCUUCAGCUCCUUUUCUUCAGGUAAGGACACCCAUUGAUAAGAGAUCAAGACAGACUCUAUCUUUUGCAAUGAAUGAUAGCGGAAGCCAAACUAGGCUCGUGUGGAGCGAUGGAAGUGCCAACCUACAAAGCAAAAGGUUGCGGAAGCAAUAAAUAAUUAAUGUACAACGAGUGGCUUGUAUGUAGAUCGUAGCUAGGAUCACGUUGAGUGAAGUUAGAGGGUUCUCCCAUAAACAGAUUCCAUCCUGCACUGCAGCUUUCUCCAGUUUGAAUGUUGGCUUUCCAACAUCUUCUGGCAACGAAGAUAUAGUUAAUGCAGGUUUCUUCAACUGUGGCACCUGAAACGGAGAUACA